This is a messenger RNA of Gigantopelta aegis, 5790 nucleotides long. RefSeq names its product glycoprotein-N-acetylgalactosamine 3-beta-galactosyltransferase 1-like. Gene Ontology annotation, molecular function: N-acetylgalactosaminide beta-1,3-galactosyltransferase activity. The record is from RefSeq and is a predicted model, not a curated record. Lineage: Eukaryota; Metazoa; Mollusca; Gastropoda; Neomphalida; Peltospiridae. Bases 1 to 1179 code for a protein of 392 amino acids. Gene Ontology annotation, cellular component: membrane. The transcript is spliced from 5 exons.
AUGGCAGUGGGUGUAACUCGAAAAGGAAUCGUUACGUUUGGAAUCGGCUUGUUGCUUGGUUUUGCUGUCACGUACAUGCUGACGUUUACUAUGAGAUAUCGGAGUACAUCCAAUAACCUCAUAUACUCCAGUGGCUUCAUUCCCAAAAGUCCGCACAGUCAUGGAGAAAUGGAUCAAUUCCGAGGACCGGACGAAUCUGUUCAUUGGUCAGACGAACACUCGCAUUUACACGCAGAGGAAUCGAGCGACGUUGCUAUUGAGCUGGCGAAGCGGGUGCGCGUGUUGUGCUGGGUGAUGACAAAUCCCAGCAAUCACCAAGCCAAGGCGAAACACAUCAAGGUGACGUGGGGCAAACGAUGCAACAUCCUUAUCUUCAUGAGCUCUGAGGCUGACCCACAAUUACCAGCUGUUCGCUUGGAGGUUAGUGAAGGCCGGGACAAUCUAUGGGCGAAGACAAAAGAAGCAUUUAAAUAUGUUCACAAACAUCAUUUGAAUGACGCUGACUGGUUUUUUAAAGCGGAUGAUGAUACAUACACCAUUGUUGAAAACAUGAGAUACUUUUUAAGUGACAAGGACCCCAAUUCCCCUGUUUACUAUGGUCGACGGUUUAAACCGUAUGUUUCCCAGGGCUACAUGAGUGGGGGUGCUGGCUAUGUGUUAAGCCGGGAAGCUCUUGUCCGCUUCAUCACGAAGGCCGCUUCGAACAGUGACAAGUGUCGGGCUGACAGCGGGGGAGCGGAAGAUCUUGAAAUGGGGAAGUGUUUGCAGAACAUCGGCGUCAAGGCUGGAGACUCGCGGGACGAACUCGGCAGGGAGCGCUUUCAUCCAUUCAUUCCUGAACACCACCUCAUACCGGGAAUACUACCAUCGGACAUGUGGUACUUCAACUACAACUUCUACCCAGCCAAGCAGGGGCCCGAGUGCUGUAGUGACUAUGCUAUAACAUUCCACUAUGUUCCUCCCAACCUAAUGUACGUACUGGACUACAUGAUCUACCAUCUCAAACCAUAUGGCAUCCAGGUGAAACAGCAAUGUCCAGCUGACACCAAUAAACAAGUGGCUGAACAUAAACACACAGAGAAGGAAGCCGACAGCUCUGAACUUCUACUAGACAGUAACACCAUAGUGAAGCCAAAGAGUGCAGAUAUCAAAGUUAACACACAGGCACCAGGAAGCUAACACUCAUUUGUCCCCAUCAUGUCUGGUUACCCGGUCUACACAUGGUCUGUCUGCUUUUCAAGCAAACUGUAUGUUAGGGAAGUGGUGAAUAUUUAUGUAUGUCUGUGUUAGGGAAGUGGGGAACAUGUCUGUCUGUGGCGGAAGAGGUCACUAUUUGUGUGUGUGUGACAGGGAAAUGGCAGGGAAUAUUUUGUCUUCAAAGCUUUGAUUAGCAAAAGUUGUUAAUUGAAUGAAAAUAUAUUAGCAGCUACUAUUUAAUGUUUAGAAUUGUGUAGCAGUGUCUGAAACCUGCGUAGUGAAUUGCAGCACAAUACUAGACGAAGUGUUCCCUGAAUGGAGACAAUCUCUGUUUGUUAUGUGACUGCUGAAUGAAAAAUAGAUAUGAUUGUUUAACAUGGGUCAAGUAUUUCAAAAAAAAAAAUUUUUGUUAAUGAAGUAAAUCCAUAACAGUUUUCUCUGAAGUUGCAUAUAAUUGUGACACUAGUUUCGAGCAUCACUUUAUGGCUUUCAAACCAGCCCUUGAAAUUCACACCAUCUUGCGACCAUUUGGGUAUCUUGUAACAAUUUAGUGCAGAUAAUAAAGUACAGUCUUGACCAUGAGAAAAAUCAAGGCAUGCUGAAGUUUUGAAGUUUCAAAUGAUAUUCAUUAAAAUAAAUUAUUGCUAGGUGAUCAAUUUGCAGCUCUUAAAUCUUUCCAGUCAUUCGACAUUUUUGGCAAAUAAUAAUAAAAAUGCUGUCGCUGAUCAAUUUUGCCACAGCUUUUUUGCAGCAUCACUGCUGAUUGCUGUAGUGAAUUUCAGGGUCUGUAAAACUAAAGAUUGACUUGUCUAACUUCAAUAUUUCGGUAGUUACGCCAUGGCUGGGUUAAUCUGCUUUGCUUUGAUUACAUAGUGUACCUUAGAGAUGUUCAAGGUCAUUGCUUUAGCAGGGGUGCAGAAAUGGAAAAUAUUUAACUAGCCUGCCGGACCAGAAUCAACUAAAAUUUACUAGCCCACCAGAAUCACUACUGGUCCGCCAGUCUAGAGAACAAUAUAUUAUUAACAAUAUUAUAAUAUACAGUGUCUUCAGUUCAGUUCAUAUGCAUGUAUAUAGAUAUGUUGACAAAACAUUAUUAAGAACACUUAGUAAGUGAUCAACAUCACGUGGUAAACGAAAUAAAAAAGACAGGUAGACCAUCGGACUGGUAGUUGUAUUUUUGAAUUCGUCCAUCAGAAUUUUUACUCGCAUUUGGCGACCGGGUCGAGUACUUUCUGCAAACCUGCUUUAGGGAAAUGACAAUAUUACACAAUACAAGUAGACUCUUACAGAUUUGUAUUAAAUUGUUAGAAAAAAAAGAGAGGAAGAAUCAUGUUUAUUAUGUCCUUUAUGUGCAACUGUAAAGUUGGUCAAAUUAUUGAAAAGCGUAAAAAUUGGUAUGUAAAUCAAAAGGUUAUUUUAACUCUAUGUUUAAAAGUCGUUGUCCUGGCAAAUUUUUAUCUUUUACUAUAUUCAUAGUUUUUAGAAUGUAACAACAAUCCACAUGCUAUUACAGGCAUUGAAAUAAGCAGUGUCUCUGGUAACCCAUUUACAGGUUACCACAAAAUAUAGCCUGGUAAAGUAUGGGUUACCGGUACCACAACUACACAUGUAUAUGAAAGUUAGAAUUGAAUUCCUGGACGUUCAAAAAUUGUAUCGGUGCAUGCGAACAUCGGUACGAGAAACGAAAUCCAGAAGUAAAUUUAUCUAGUGGGCGCUGCUUAAAUGCAGAUUGUCGUAAUUGCUUGCAAUUGCACAAGUGCACACAAACAUCAGUGCAAUUUUGUAUGAGAAAACGAAACACGCACGUAAAUUCAUCUAGUGGAUGCUGCUUAAACACGGAAUGACUAUAAUUGCUUGCAAUUGCACAAGUGAGCGUGAACAUUGAUGCAAUUCCUUUUAAGAAAAUGAAACGCAGAAGUCCGGAAUGCAUUGCCUGGAAACGAAACUACCGCCAAUGUUGAAAUUUGUGUCGAGAACGAAACACCGUUCUCGACUUUUCUUACAUGCAGUAACCUCCUGGUAACCUGAACAACCGUUCUCGACUUAUUUCAAUGCCUGCUAUUAUAUAACUACAAAAAUUUCAGCAGAUAUUUCUCCCCUUUCUGUUUUUCUCAGGUUCACAGUAAAUCUGAAGAGUACAGUUUCACUAUUUUCCUUCAAAUUGUCAUUUGAGCUUUGUUCACCAAUGAUUGCUCUGGCAUUACAUUUGAGCUUUGUUCACCAAUGUUUACUCUGGCAUUACAUUUGCCACCCCAUCUUCACUACCAUCAUUCAAAAGUUUCAGAUAGAAAGAAAAUGUUUUUCAUUUUUCAAUAAUUUCUUAGACAUUCAGAGUCUGAGGUCGUGGGAUUUAGCUCAUGCAAUGAGAUGCUUGGGUUGUAGAAUUGAAUCUCUUUGGCAGAGUUUUGGUUUUUUUUACCCCUGGUAUAUCAAAAGCUGUGGUAUGUGCUGUCCUGUGUGGAAAAAGAGAUCCGUUGUUACUAAAAUUCCUUUGAAGACCAAGCGUUACAAUUGCCAAAUGUUUGAAAUCCAAUUUGCAAUGAUUAAUUAAUCAAUCUGCUCUAGUGGUGCUGUUAAACAACAACAACAAAAACGUUUGAUAUAAUGUUUGUUUUUCCAUGUAUUAAUUUCAUUUCAACUUAUUUUCAUGGAUAUAUCAUAUUAAGAUUCAAGCACGCUGUCCUGGACACACACCUCAGCUAUCUGGGUUGUCUAUCCAUUACAUCAUGUAUUUAGACUUUGGAUACUCAGGGGCGGAUUAUGCUUUAGGUAAGGGAGGGGGUGUUUCCGAAACAAUGUGUAAAUGUUUAUAAUUUGAAAUUUUUCGUGGUGGAGUUGGGUUUUUUUAGCCCGGGGGGGGGGGGGUGUCCAUACAACUGGGGAAACCCCCCAUAAUCCGCCCCUGAUACUUCAACCAUUAUCUCAUGCAUGUGAAUACAGUUGACUCAUCAACACCAUUACAUCAUGGUUAUGAUAUGUUAACUGUAUUUAGACUUUGGGUACUUCAACCAUUAUCUCAUGAAUCUGUCUGAAUACAGGGUACUCAUCUAAACCAUGGUUCAUUCCAUUUCAUGUUGAUGUAUGUUAUCAUUAUUUUCCAAUAUCCACCUUUCAUGUAUUCAGAUGUAUAAAUUUAUUUAUAAUAAUUUGGUGCUUUAUUUAUUGGCUUUUUAAAAUUGUUUUUAAAUGCCGUCUUCUUCUUCACGCAGGCUCUUACAGGCCUGCUGUUUUAACACCAAUCAAAACAAGGUCUUAUGAUUUCAUUGUGACUGGACAUUCGUCUGUGUUGAUUAUCAAAAUCUGUGUAAUGACGUGUAAAUAUAGGGAAUGACUGGUUAUUGUCUUAAGAUAUCGGCUUUAUCCUGCGAUGGUUAGAAUGGCAAAUGCAGCGAGGUUUUGCCAAGCCGCAUUCACCAUUCGACCUGGGCAGGAUAAAGCUGAUACCUUAAGACAGUAACCAGUUAUUUGUUUUAUCCUGCAGUCCUACUGGAAUAUUUAGAAAAUCAUUAUUUAUUCCAGUUUUGUGUACGCAAAUCGAGUAUUAUCCACCUAGCAAGGCUUUUUCCGUAUGACAUCAUACAUGUUACAUGACAUCAUUAUUUGUAAGACGCCAGCUAUAUUCUGUCAUAUUAAUAAAGCAUUUCUGGACUCAUAAAUAAAUGUCCAAGUUUUGUAUUGUUAUCGCAAAGCUAAAAGUUAUUUGUAUUUACUGUACUUCAACAAAUGAUUAAAAGAGUAUGUUUAUUGAAUGAAAUACUCAAGUUGAGUCGGGCUUAUGUCACGUGACCUAUAUUUUUUGUUCAGUGACAGAAAAUAUAGAGAUUUAUCUAGUCAUCAUAUCUUGCCAAAUGUAUACAGUGAUUACUGGAUAAAUAAAGAAUAACAUGUUAAUCAGCCCUAAACAUUCACAUCAUCGUGUGACUGCAGUUUAGUAUUUGAUUGAGGAAUAAAAUAUUGUUUAAAUCAACAAAGUCAGUGCCUGUUAAUGAUAAAAAUUCUUUCACAGACCAAUAUUAAAACAGCUUUUAAGUUUAUUUAACUUUAUUUGCAUCACCAAGUUUGAGGGCUGAUUAAAUGUUAGAUGUUAGCUAUAUCCUGUAAAGAUAUGAAAGAGGAACUCUGCAAGGUUUUGUCAAAGGUUCCUGAACGAGAUAAAGCCAAUAUCCUUUGUAAUUAACCUGUUAUUGUCUUUAUCCUAAAGGCUUGCAGAAAAUGUUGCAAUUUUAUUUAAAUUAACUUAUUAAUUUAGGAAUUAAUAGGUUGUUUUAGCUCAUCCAAUGAAGAAUAAUGUUCUGAAUUUGGUAUGAAGUCGUGCUUCUGAACACUUCAUUGUUUUGUGCAGCAGUUUCAGGCAUAUCAAAGGCCGGGAAUAAAUAUGAUUUCCCCCAUCUCUUUUUGUUGGAUUGCAGGAUAAAAACAGUAACAGGUUAAGGAUCAGGACUAGUUGUGGCACUUUCCUAAUUCACCAAUUGCCAAUUUUAAAAGCAAUUGGUGAAUUUUAUUUUAAUUUGACAAAAUAGGUUUAUGUAAUAUAGAUUGACAUUUUGUUACAAAGUAACUGGUUUUCUGCUAUUUUUGAAGUUUAAUUGUUAA